Apis cerana (Asiatic honeybee) is the source of this 1954-nucleotide messenger RNA. RefSeq names its product putative 3-methyladenine DNA glycosylase. Lineage: Eukaryota; Metazoa; Arthropoda; Insecta; Hymenoptera; Apidae. Gene Ontology annotation, molecular function: DNA binding; alkylbase DNA N-glycosylase activity. Gene Ontology annotation, biological process: base-excision repair. The record is from RefSeq and is a predicted model, not a curated record.
AGUUCAGAUACUAUUUUGUAAUUGAUUAAAGAAGUAAAUUUUAAUUUCUUAUCAUACCUGACGUUAUUUUUCAAUCGAAUGUUGUCCAUAAUAUCCAAUCUAAAAACGUUCGUCAAUCGUGGAACACUAAGCAAUCAAAUCAUUAAUCGGCAAACGUUUGACAAUUGUAUAACGUUUCAUUCCGCGAUUUGUAUCUUACUAAUGAAGAGAAUACGAUCAACAUCAAAGAUACAUUCUGCCGAAAAAAAAAAUGAUGAAUUUAAUAAAGAUGAAUUGGAAAAUAACUUAAAGGAUACUGAACAUCAUUCUUUGGUCAAAAAUAAAAAUUUACAAAAUCAUAAAAUAACUAAUGUAGCAGGAAUAUUAAAUUCUUCAUCAAAAGAUGUUCAAAAUCAUGAGCAGAAUGAAAAAAAUAAGCUUAAUUUAAAAAGUUUAAGAGAUAGAAAAAAGAAAGUUAAUGAAGAAUAUGAAUUAAAUAUACCUCUUCCAAAAAAUAAAGCAAGAGCAGUAGUGGAUCUUAAAAUGAUGAAAGAAGAAUUAAAACAAUUAGAAGAUCCUCCAUUGACUGUAUGGGAAAAAGAAAUAUGUUCAAAUAGACUACCAUAUUCAUUUUUUGAUUGUCCCUGUGAAGAAUUAGCUCAAAGUUUAUUAGGAAAAAUAUUAGUUCGUUGUUUAGAAAAUGGAACUAUUUUAAAAGGUAGAAUUGUUGAAACAGAAGGAUAUUUAGGAGUAAUUGAUAAAGCAUCUCAUACAUAUCAAAAUAAAGUUACUCCUCGUAAUAUACCAAUGUAUAUGCCACCAGGUACCAUAUAUGUAUAUAUGACAUAUGGAAUGUAUCAUUGUUUCAACAUAUCUAGCCAAGAGUCAGGAGCACAUGUAUUAAUUAAAGCAGUUGAACCUAUGCUUGGCCUUGAUUAUAUGGAAUUACUAAGAAAUAUGCAAUCAGAAAAAAAUAAAAAAGAAAAGAAAAUUGUAAAAAAUGUCAGAAGCUUUAAAAGAUAUGAACUUUGUAACAGUCCAACUAAAAUUUGUACAGCUUUUGUUAUUGAUGAAGAUAGCUUCAAUCAAAAAAAGAUUUAUGAAUGUAGUGAUUUAUGGAUAGAAUGUGAUCCUCAUAUAAAGUCAACUACUAUUGUAGCAGCAAAUUCUGAUGAUUCAAAUAAUGAACAAAAAAUGUGGAGAUAUUAUGUAUUAGGAAGUUCUAGUGUUAGUCAUAGAGAUAUUAAAUGUGAAGAACAUGCUUAUAAUAUAUAAUAAUUAAAAAAUAUAAUUAAAUAUAAUUAUUUUAAUGAUUUUCAUUUUAAUAUUUAAUUCUUUUCCAUAAGAAAAAUCUGGUAAGAUUUUAGGUGAAGGGUGUGCUGUUUUAAUAAGAGCUGUUGAACCCUUAGAAGGUAUUGAAUACAUGACUAAUCAACGAACUUCAAAGGGAUUAUCAAAUACAUCUAAAAAACUUUCAAAAGUUUUAAAAACAUAUGAAUUAUGUAAUGGCCCAUCAAAGUUAUGUAUAGCCUUUCAACUUCAUAAAAAUCAUAGUAAAUAUUCCUUAUGCUCUUGGAAAAGUUUGUGGAUUGAAAGUGAUACAAUAGAAGAAAUCAACAUUGUCAAAUGUCGUAGAAUAGGUAUAGAUAAUUAUGGAGAAGAAUGGACAAAUAAACCUCUACGAUAUUAUAUUUAUGGGAAUAAAGCUGUGAGUAAGAGAAAUAAAGAAGCAGAAUUAUAUUUGGGAUUAAAUUAAAAAAUUAUUAUUAUCUAUUAUUUUGAUCAUAUUUAAAUUAAUAUUUUUUAAUGUGAUUUAGUGUUUUAAAAAUUUAUAUUUUGAAUGUACACACUUAAUAAUAUACUCAAAAUUAAUUUUAAGUUACAAAUAAUUAUAAUGCAUGUAUGAAAUAAAUAAUCUUUAAGUAUGAAUAAAGUAUAAUAUAUACUGAAUAAAUACAUUUAUACAAUGUAGAAA